AUGCUACUUCUGCGUGCUCAGCCACAAAGCUUCUGCGAAAGUGUGGCCUAUGAUGCAGGUGACUAUUACCACUCCAUUGCAUGGCUGGAGGAGGCUGUCAGCCUCUUCCGCCUCUCCUAUGGCAGCUGGAACCUUGAGGACCGGAGCAGUCUGGAGGAUGCUCUGGACCAUUUGGCCUUCUCCUACUUUAUGGCUGGAAACAUCUCUCAUGCCUUGAGCCUCUCCAGGGAGUUUCUCCACUACGAUCCCAGUAACCAAAGGGUAUCGAGGAACGUGGCCAAGUACAAGAAGCUGCUGGAGAUGGGGACUGGGGCAAGUGCCAGCCCCCUGCAACGCCCCAACAGCACCCGCCUGCAGAGCCGUGAUGCCUACGAGGAGCUGUGCCAGCGCCCCAGGGGGCAGCCAGCCUCAGAGCCGCUCCUGUACCUCAGCUGCUCCUACGAGACCAACAGUAGCCCCCACCUCCUCCUCCAGCCUGCCAAGAAGGAGAUGGUCCGGAUCCAACCCUAUGUGGCUCUGUACCAUGACUUCAUCACUGAUGCUGAGGCUGAGACUAUCAAGGGGUUGGCAGGGCCCUGGCUGCAGAGAUCCGUGGUUGCCUCUGGGGAGAAGCAGCAGAAGGCCGAGUACCGGAUAAGCAAGAGCGCCUGGCUGAAGGACACGGCUGACCCAGUGGUGCGGGCGUUGGACAGGCGCAUCGCCGCCGUCACCGGCCUGGACCUGCGGCCACCCUAUGCAGAGUAUCUGCAGGUGGUCAACUAUGGCUUGGGAGGCCACUAUGAGCCACACUUCGACCAUGCCACGUCCACGAAAAGCCCCCUGUACAGAAUGAAGUCGGGCAACAGGAUCGCCACAAUCAUGAUCUACCUGAGUGCAGUGGAGGCAGGAGGCUCCACUGCUUUCAUCUAUGCCAACUUCAGCGUGCCCGUGGAAAAGAAUGCAGCUCUUUUCUGGUGGAACCUGCGAAGAAAUGGGAAUGGUGAUGGGGAUACCCUCCAUGCCGGCUGCCCCGUCCUAGCUGGGGACAAAUGGGUGGCGAAUAAGUGGAUCCAUGAACACGGGCAGGAGUUUCGGCGGCCGUGCAGUGCUGACCCACGGGACUGAGCCACUGUGGGAUCAUAGAUGUGACAUCCUUUGGUCCAAGAACCCACAGGAGGACCAGCGGCCAGGAGCCAGCGGGACGGGGCUGUCCCGGCCCCACACCUCGGGACAGCCAAGCCAGCAAGGGAAAGGACACCAAAUCCACCAGCUUCAUCUGCUGUGCCGAGGGGACUCAUGCCAGAGAUCCACCAGGUUCCCUUUUGCCCAAGCUGCUGCGUGAACCCUUUGUUUUUCCCCUUCCCCGAGACAGGGGCCGCUGUCAUUUUCCCCCUCCCCACCACCUCGCGGCCUUGGGUUUUGUUUCGCCUUUUCCUGGGAUUUUGUUUUAUAUUUUGGCAGUUUUUGAGUUGGUUUGUUUUCUUUUUAAUCCAUGGAGGAGGAGGAGUGGUGUGAAGGUUGGGCAAUCCAAUAUCUAGCAUUUAUUAAUUUUCUUUUUCCAUGUGUGCACUCUGGCAAUAAAUGAUUGGAGUUUUUUCACUUUCA
Cyanistes caeruleus (blue tit) is the source of this 1584-nucleotide messenger RNA. The record is from RefSeq and is a predicted model, not a curated record. Lineage: Eukaryota; Metazoa; Chordata; Aves; Passeriformes; Paridae.